UGAUAAAAUUGUUGCAGCAGUGAUCUAGUAGAAAUGGUUUUCGAAAUCAAGAAUAAAGUGGCCAUUGUUACUGGUGGUGCGUCUGGAAUUGGACUAGCAUUCGUUAAACAAUUAUUACAAUGUGGAGUCAGGGGUGUUGUCAUAGCCGAUAUCAAUGCAGAAGCCGGUAAAAAAAUUUCUGAAGAAUUAAACAAAGAAUUUGGCGUAGAAAAAGUGGUAUUUGUUCAAACCGACGUUCGCGAUCAAAAAAGUCUAGAAAAUGCUUUUGUUACUACUUUAAACCAUUUCAAAUAUAUUGAUAUCCUUAUUAAUAACGCUGGAGUUUGUAUGGAGAAUCAGUGGGAAACUACAGUUGAUAUUAAUUUGAAAGGAACUAUUGGAGGAAUGAUCCUUGGUAUGGAAAAAUAUUUAAGAUAUCACAAAGAAGGAGAUGAAGCAGUAAUUCUAAAUGUUUCUUCUCUGAGUGUUACAGACAAAGUAUUUAUUACGCCUGUCUAUGUAGCUACAAAGUAUGGCGUGAUAGGUUUGACUAGAAAUUGGGGUGAUCCCUUUCACUAUAACAGAACUAAAGUAAGGGUUUUGGCUAUUUGCCCGGGUAUGACAGAGACUCCCAUUUUGGACAAUUUAAGACAUCGUCUCCUUAAUGAAGAAUACACUGCAAUGUAUGAUGAAGUUAUUAGAGAGUUUGAAGUCCUCUGUCAACCAGCUGAUCAUGUCGCUAAAGUGUCUAUGUCAUUGUUGGAACACGCACCAAAUGGAUCUGCAUGGAUAAUAGAAGGUAGCGAAGCUCCAUACCAAUUGAAGCAUUUAGACAAAAGUGCCUUCAAAGAUAACUUGUUAAAGAUAGAUACUUAGUUAAUGAUAUAGUAUUUAUAUGUCAGUUCACUAUAAAACUGCAGGAUUUGGUACCUUGAAAACCUUUCAAAUUUAUUUUGUAUAAUG
This is a messenger RNA of Diabrotica balteata, 942 nucleotides long. NCBI's taxonomy places the organism in Eukaryota, Metazoa, Arthropoda, Insecta, Coleoptera, Chrysomelidae. The record is from the annotation of a GenBank genome assembly.